AUGAGUAAAAUUAAAAUUAUUAAACUUAUUGAAAAUAUUUGUAGAAUUAAAACCAAAAAGUUUAAAUGGCAAUUUUGUAUACGGCAAGACAUGUCCUCAGCAAGCAGCACUAAGCUUUCCAAAACAGACUCCUGCUCCACAGCAACCAAAUCAAGCAAUUCAUGAAUCCCGCACCUUUUCUCAGUCUUUGCUCUUUCAAGUGGACACAAUUCACCGCUGCAAUGCGAACAAAAUAUUUUUGUUUAG
This is a messenger RNA of Blepharisma stoltei, 246 nucleotides long. The record is from the annotation of a GenBank genome assembly. NCBI's taxonomy places the organism in Eukaryota, Ciliophora, Heterotrichea, Heterotrichida, Blepharismidae.